Molecule: messenger RNA, 1242 nt
Organism: Spea bombifrons (plains spadefoot toad)
Lineage: Eukaryota; Metazoa; Chordata; Amphibia; Anura; Pelobatidae
Gene: OTUD6B
Product: OTU deubiquitinase 6B
Exons: 7
Coding region: 84-971 (295 amino acids)
Biological process (GO): protein deubiquitination
Molecular function (GO): cysteine-type deubiquitinase activity
Source: RefSeq, a predicted model, not a curated record
CUCCUUCUCGCCAAAAUGUUGAGGUCACAGUCGGUUCGGUCUGUCAGUGUGGGGAUGUGUGGAAGGUGACGCGCCCUGCAAGCAUGGACGGGGAGGAAGAUACUACCGGCGAGGCGGCGCUGCUGAAACGGCACCGGAAUGAGAAGAAGGAGCUGCAGGCUAAAAUCCAGAGCAUGAAAAACUCUGUGCCUAAAAAUGACAAAAAGCGGAGGAAACAGUUGACUGAAGAUAUUGCUAAAUUGGAGUCUGAAAUGGAUGAGAAACACAAAAGGGAACUGGAGGAAUUGGCAGCGAGCCAACGUGCGCAAACACAGACAGAAAGCGUUCUUAAUGGUAUCAUAAGUUUAGACCUGGAAAACACAGAGCCUGUCCAACAACCACGUGUCACCAAAGCUCAAAAGAGGCGGGAGAAAAAGGCUGCCUUGGAGAAAGAGAGAGAUGAGCGCAUAGCUGAGGCUGAAAUAGAAAAUUUAUCUGGAGCCAGGCACCUGGAAAGUGAAAAACUCACGAGCCUCUUGGCAGACCGCCAGCUGCAGAUUAAACAGAUCCCAUCAGACGGUCACUGUAUGUACAGAGCUAUCGAGCACCAGCUGAAAGAGCAAGAUAAUGUCCUUACGCUUUCAAACCUCAGAAGCCAAACGGCAGACUACAUGCGAAAUCACGCAGAUGAAUUUCUCCCGUUCUUAACAAAUUCUGCCACAGGGGAAAUGUAUACCCAGGAGGAGUUCGAGAAAUACUGUACUGAGAUAGAAAGCACUCCAGCAUGGGGGGGUCAAUUAGAGCUCAGAGCCCUGUCUCACAUACUGCAAACUCCUAUUGAGGUUAUCCAAGCAGAGUCCUCCCCCAUUUACAUUGGUGAGGAAUAUUCAAGCAAGCCUAUAACCUUAGUAUAUAUGCGCCACGCUUACGGACUGGGAGAGCAUUAUAACUCAGUUGAACAACUAAAGGUGGCAUCUCUGGAAAGCAGCUAGGGGACCCUGUUACAAGUGGCCAUUACUAUUGUUAUUGUCAAAUACUUUACAAAACUGUUAGCCACAUUAGAAGUGAUACCCAAAAAGAAUGUUGCCAUAUUUUUGAGAGGGUUUGGAAUAGUUCUCACUUGUGGGCAGUAAAUUGUAUGACUUUAGUGCUACAAACAAAGUAAAAAAAAAAAAAAAAAAAAACCCUCCAUACUUUCAACAGUACAAUGUUCUGUCAAAAAUACACAGUUUGCUGUUUAAAGAUAAAUUGUAAGUCCUCUAA